This is a messenger RNA of Prunus mume (Japanese apricot), 740 nucleotides long. Its product is annotated as small ribosomal subunit protein eS26x-like. Gene Ontology annotation, molecular function: structural constituent of ribosome; mRNA binding. Gene Ontology annotation, cellular component: ribosome; cytosolic small ribosomal subunit. The record is from RefSeq and is a predicted model, not a curated record. Gene Ontology annotation, biological process: translation. NCBI's taxonomy places the organism in Eukaryota, Viridiplantae, Streptophyta, Magnoliopsida, Rosales, Rosaceae.
GAAGGGGCGUUUUUUUGGCUAGGGCGCCAGGCCACUCUCCCAUAUAAAACAGAAGCCUUCCCAAAACCACUUACUUUCUGGCUUGUGAGCAGCGAAAACCCUAGCUAGCCUGAGCCGACGACCCCGAAGCUCCAGAUCUCGUCUCCCUCUUCUGGAAAAUCAUGACUUUCAAGCGCCGAAAUGGUGGUCGUAACAAGCACGGCCGUGGACACGUCAAGUUCAUCCGCUGCUCUAACUGCGGCAAGUGCUGCCCUAAGGACAAGGCCAUCAAGAGGUUCUUGGUGAGGAACAUUGUUGAGCAAGCUGCGGUUAGAGAUGUCCAGGAAGCUUGUGUCUAUGAGCAAUACACUCUGCCAAAAUUGUAUGCCAAGAUGCAGUACUGCGUUUCCUGCGCAAUUCACUCUCACGUUGUGAGGGUGCGAUCUCGCACCAACAGGAGGAACCGUGAGCCACCACAGCGAUUCAUCAGACGCAGGGAUGAUGCCCCAAGGCCUGGUCAGCCUGGCCAAGGUCCUCGACCUGCUGGUGCCCCUGUUCCUGCUCGUACUUGAAUAAGCAUUUCAAUCCUUUGAUUAUGUGAUCGAUGUUUCCCAGUAGCUACACAAUUUUCUGGACUUGAGUUUUGUGUAGGAAGUUUUUGUGAUUCCCAUGCUAUUUUCAUACUUUUUAAGGAUAAAACUGAUGUUAUGGAUGUUUUGAUUUGAUGAUAAUGCAAACCUUAGAAUUUGUUAUUAUGGUUU